AAUCAUUGCUAGUGAGUGUUUUUGUAGCUCUCUUCAUUUGGCUUCGUCAAAUCCAGCCCAAGAUACCAGAGAAGACAUGUCAAUAUUUGGUUUAUAUCAGCAGCAGAAUGAUAUGGAGAUUUGGAAGCAUGUUGAAAAUCCCAUCUACCUCUUCAGAAUCAACUCUGUCUGGGUGGUUAGUGAUAUCAAGACUGGAGAUCACAACUACAACCUGGAGAUCAACGAUCUCAACUCUAAUCCAAAGAUCAAAGAUCUCCACUCCAACCAGGAGAUCAAAGAUUCCUACUUCAAUCUAAAGAGCAAAUUUCUCAAAUCCAACAAGAAAAUCAAAGAUCUUAACGCCACUCUUGAAAAUGGAGAUCUUAACGCCACUCUUGAAAUUGGAGAUCUUAAACCUAACUUUAAGUUGGGAAACCUUAGUCGACCAACUCCUGUAAGGCUCAUCAAUAGAUUGAACACUAGUUAUCCCGGUAAUUUAUCAUCUGGUUGGAACUAUAUUCAUCAAAAUAACAUGAGUUCAGAGAUAGAACUAAUGCCAGCUGUUAAUAUCCAUAUAACCUGCUGCAGUGAUAUAAGGUGAGCCAAUUUAUCAUCU
Eurytemora carolleeae is the source of this 595-nucleotide messenger RNA. RefSeq lists its product as uncharacterized. The record is from RefSeq and is a predicted model, not a curated record. The transcript has 3 exons. The coding region runs from base 77 to 580 and encodes 167 amino acids. Lineage: Eukaryota; Metazoa; Arthropoda; Copepoda; Calanoida; Temoridae.